Messenger RNA from Cantharellus anzutake, 509 nucleotides. RefSeq lists its product as uncharacterized. Bases 75 to 365 code for a protein of 96 amino acids. The transcript has a single exon. The record is from RefSeq and is a predicted model, not a curated record. NCBI's taxonomy places the organism in Eukaryota, Fungi, Basidiomycota, Agaricomycetes, Cantharellales, Hydnaceae.
CUGGGGUGGAGUCACCCACUACCAAAACCAGGAUUUGAAUGGAAACCCCAAUGGCACCGUAGAACUCCCCCUAAAUGUGGCGCUUAGCGCCCAAACUCAUUGCCCCAGCAUCAACAAACCGUGAACUCUGUCUAGCUAGCAUGGGAAAACAUCUUGACCGCAGCACGAAGGACAUCUUGGUGUCAUUAUCUUCAAGGAUGACCCAACAAGAGAUUGCUGAGGCCUCGGGAGUGUCCGAACGCACUGUUCGGAAGUUGCUCACUGCUCCAUAUGCACACCAUCAGGAUCGAGUUGAAACAAGAGGGCGACAUCGAGCGCUUAGUAUCCAUGCAGUGAAUGUAAGUACAAAAAUCGCGUCUAAAUAGAACUUGUGGUGUAUGAUCUCAAGUUCCUUGACAGCCUCAUCGAACAAAAGCCGGAUUUGUACCUUGACGAAUUACAGGCUGGGCUUAGAAAUGAGCUUGGGAUUGAAACAAGCACUUGGACGGUUUCCAGAGCGCUACAUAGGC